AUCCGAUCCUCCAACAGCUUCAACACCACCCAUCCGACCAACCCAACCAGUCAAGCCCUCAACAUGUCCGCCUUCCUCCGCCCCGUCUUUGGCGCCGCCGCCCGCCCGGCCGUCCGCUCUUUCAGCUCUACCUCCGCCCGCGGCGUGGCUCGCGUCCAGAUCAUCGGCAACCUCGCUGACACCCCCGAGGUCCGCGCUACCAGCACGGGCCGUGAGAUGAUCAAGUAUGCUGUCGCCAGCAACUCGGGUCCCCGCAGCGACCGCGUUACCAGCUGGUUCAACAUUACCAGCUUUGUCGAGGGCAAGGCGCGCGACUUCCUGCUGACCCUGCCCAAGGGAACCACCGUCUUCGUCGAGGGCGACCUGUCCCUGAGGAACUGGAGCGAUGAGGAGGGUCGCAACAGACAAGCCGUCAACAUCCUUCAUCGCAACAUCGAGGUCCUCCGCCGUCCCUAUACCGGACCCCGCGAGACCCCCGAGACCGAGGCCGAGGCCGAGGGCGAGGCCCAGGAGCAGCAGUAAAGUUGAGCUGAGCUUGGCAUAUGGCCAAUCGACAGUUGCUGUUCGCUGCUGGCGUCGCUACUGUUACUGGGGGUUCCACGAAUGGGCUCGAUGGAGUCCGGUCGUUGUACGAUGGGCCAGGGGCAUGUACGCCAAAUAUGAUUGUCGAUUACGAAUUACGAACUUUGGGUUUCAGCAGGACGCUGUGUGUAGCUUCGCGAAGCUAAGUUCUUUCCUAUAUACCCAUGUACCAUCAUCUAUCUCUCUUUCUUAGAAUUUGCAGAGCUUCCGUGUGUCGU
This is a messenger RNA of Neurospora tetrasperma FGSC 2508, 800 nucleotides long. RefSeq lists its product as uncharacterized. Gene Ontology annotation, biological process: mitochondrial DNA replication; positive regulation of helicase activity. The transcript is spliced from 3 exons. NCBI's taxonomy places the organism in Eukaryota, Fungi, Ascomycota, Sordariomycetes, Sordariales, Sordariaceae. The record is from RefSeq and is a predicted model, not a curated record. Gene Ontology annotation, molecular function: single-stranded DNA binding. Gene Ontology annotation, cellular component: mitochondrial nucleoid. The coding region runs from base 64 to 522 and encodes 152 amino acids.